AAUGAAGCUGACAACAUGAGUAUAAAAGCCGGUUUGAAGGCUGGCGCUCCGGUGCUCCAUGAUCCAGCUCCGCACCGGGUUACAAUCAGGCUGACACACCAGGGAGGGAUCAAGAUGCUGUUUCUCAGAUUCACACUUAAUAUUUUACUACAACUGACUUUACUCUCCGCACUGCAUGCUGCCAAAUGGACCUACAGUGGACCAGAGGGAGAGCACCACUGGUCCAAGAAUUAUCCAUACUGUGGAGGAGCUUUCCAGUCUCCAAUAGACAUCAAAUCAGACCUGCUGAGAUUCGAUCCAACGCUGCGUCCUAUUGAAGUUCACAACUACAACCUGUCACCCCAUGAACAGCUUACUCUGGGAAAUAAUGGACAUUCUGUGCAAAUCUCACUGCCCUCAAAAAUGUACAUCUCCAGCCUGCCUCAUCGUUACACUGCAGCUCAACUCCAUUUCCACUGGGGCUCGUCUGGCAGGCCUGCAGGCUCUGAGCACAUGGUCAACAGUAAGCAGUAUGCAGCAGAGAUGCAUGUUGUGCACUACAACUCAGACAAGUAUCCAAACAUUUCCAUGGCUGUGGAUAAAUCCGAUGGCCUGGCUGUUUUGGGUGUUCUGUUUGAGGUUGGUGAGUUCAAUCCAGCUUUUGAACAGUUCCUGAAAUUCAUCAAUGGUAUCAAAUACAGAGAUCAGAAAGUGCAGGUGCCUGGUUUCAACAUCAGAGCGCUGCUACCUGCACGUUUGGAUGAGUAUUAUCGCUAUGAUGGGUCACUCACAACUCCUCCAUGCUAUCCUAGUGUGCUAUGGACGCUCUUCAGGAAUCAUCUGACAAUUUCUCGCAAACAGUUUAUGUCCCUGGCAACAGCCCUCUACUCCUCCCAUGCCCAAGACUCAGCCCCUGUGCCUUUGAACGGCAACUACAGGAAACCGCAGCUCGUAGACAACCGCGUUGUCCUGGUAUCUUUUAAGGAGGCUGAUCUGUCUUGGAUGAACACUGGUGUACUGGUUCCAAUACUGGUGGGCUCUGCACUGGGACUUGUUUUCAUUGUUUCAUUAAUCUGCUGCCUAUUAAGGCAAAUACGAUCUGGUGCUGAACAAGACAAGAACAGAAGUAUUGGAUACAACAUUGGAGAGAGUGAUGAGUACGGCUCAACAGUGUAGGUCGUCAUUUUGGCCUUUUCGUUUUACUACAUGAACACAAACAGAAGAGCUCCCAUAUCAUGACACUUCAACAACGUCAGAUUACUGUCCUUUUGCAUCACUCAUACUGUGUUUGUGUUUACCAUAUGCGUCCACGUGGACAUUUCUGGAAGCAUGCAAAGUUAAAGUAUGCACUUUGCAAGUACGUUUGCAUGCAGCUGUAGGGAUUUGGGAAACAGUCUCUUUUUUUUUUCCAAGCCACAUUUUGACUGAACUUCCUUUUCAGUUUUCUGUAUUGUGGCAGAAUGCGGCAGGCUUCCUUGCUGGAUGUUGAAAAGUGUAUGCUGUACAACUAUUCCCUUAAGGGAAGAAGAACAAAUGUCCUCUAUAAUCCUCCGUUAUUUAUCUGACAUGAUGUGGUGUGUUUCACAAGAAGUGCUCCAAACAGAAGCUUCUAGGCAAGUGCAGCAGGCUGGAGCUGGACUGGUGAGAAUCUCAGGUCAAGUCGGACAGCGGCAUUCGUUCCCUUCGGCUGUCCGGGCAUGGUGGAGAGCCCAACCGCAGUCCAAACAAUAGGGGGAUAGGAGUUGACAGACAUUGCUGAUGGUAGGGUGGCCUGAGAGGGAUGGGCUAUACCACAUUUCCACCACCAACCCUGUACUUAGAGCUGCUCUAUGGAUUUUAUAAUAAAAGGGCGCUUAGCUGCAUACAAACACAGAAACACACAGCUCCUUCCCUGUGAAAUAUUCUGAGAAAUAAAGGCCUUUGUGUUGAGAGGCUGCACGUGGGCUGACCCCUAACCCCUGCCCAGCACUCUGAUCACAAGACAACCUCCCCAGCCCAGUUCGACUGAAGCCUGCUCAGUUAACCACAGCUCAGAUUAUUACAUCAUUAUCAUCCCAUGCUCCGUCAUCAUUUACUCUAUUUUUAUUAUAUUUACUCCUUAUUGAUAUCCCUUUAGGUGUUCCUAGGCUUAGAUUCAGGGGACAUUGUUGGUGUGACAGGGGAACAAAAUGUACUAUGUUUUGCUGUAAGUUAAAAAAAAUACUUAUAAUGGUUAAUAAAUCAUCUGAUAAAAGGAAAUUGAAUGGUGAAGAAUAAUGUAGUGACCAUAUCAUACCAUUUCCAUCAGUCCUCCAACUGCUGCUGCCCGUGGCUUCAUUUCACUGUUACUGUUGUGCUGAUUUACCACAAAUGUGACACUACAUGUGUAGAGCAGUAUUCGAUAUUCUUCUAUGAUUUGUGUGCCAUAGUUUUCAGGUUUGUUACUUGUCCACAGUAAGUGUAACAGCAAUAACAUUUGCUUUUGUGUACAUUUUUUAAAAAAUAAAAUAAAAUUUAGACCUGAAAUGACAACGUCCAGUUUUUCAUACCACAUUCUGAACAUUAAAGAGCAAUGACACAGUUAAUGGUACAGUGGUGUAUUGCAAAGGACUUAUAAUUUACUCAAGUAUUUUCAUUUCAUCCAAUUAUAUCCCUCUACUCCACUACAUAUCACGUCCGAACAGCCCCCACAGUGGAAUGUUUUGGGUC
Molecule: messenger RNA, 2667 nt
Organism: Sphaeramia orbicularis (orbiculate cardinalfish)
Lineage: Eukaryota; Metazoa; Chordata; Actinopteri; Kurtiformes; Apogonidae
Gene: ca12
Product: carbonic anhydrase XII
Exons: 11
Coding region: 16-1155 (379 amino acids)
Cellular component (GO): plasma membrane
Molecular function (GO): zinc ion binding; carbonate dehydratase activity
Source: RefSeq, a predicted model, not a curated record